UUGUGACGAAUCCCAGGGUUUCAAAGACGGAAACCAAGUCCAGCACCCGGACCGCAGACACACCGGCAAGGACACUCCAAAACUGGGAUGAACGAUGGGUGCUGCCUCUAACGCGCGCACUGGAAUCAAGACAAAACACCAGGAGCUAUUCUGAUUUUACGCUUUGUUAGACCUUCACUUCAGCUGGCGCCUGUGUCGAACGAAGCCAGCGAAAUUUGAGAAUAACUUGAUGACAAGGCUUCUAAAAUAAAUUGGGAUUUAAAAAUAUAGAUUUUGAGAGCAUCUCUUCAGAAACAGGGGGACCUUUGAAUUUGGAUCGACAUACUUUUAAACGCUACAUGGACUGGAUUUGUAUUCAUUUUACUCAUUGGAACUUUGGAAUAAAGCAGUUUUGUAUUGCAAGUCUUCUCAGACUUGUUCAUUUCAUCAAAAUAUCUAUAUUCGGCUAAUACAUCGGGUACGCAUACUUGAAAUAAUAAGAACAACGAACUUAUUUUAAUCAAGCUUGUGGAAUUGUUGAUUGUCUCUCGAAAGAGUUUGAGCUUGGAACACGGAAGAUAUGCUUCAAUGGAACUGUUAACUUUUUCAAGAAAUCCCAGAUGGAGGUUUCCCGGUAUCAGGAGGGAAUAACCAGGAAAUCCGGAGUCCUCCAACCAGGAUCUCUGGGAAACCAGGGAAUUUAUUGAAAGUUCCAGGAAUUUUGCAACCCUAAAAGUUCGUCUGAUAGUCUGGGUCGACUGACACACACAAUCAUGGACAGAUCACUGGACCACUGAGUGCAAUCUUCCUCUUUAUCCUCCUCCUUCCUCCUCCUCCUCCUCUUCCUCCUUCCUCCUCUUCCUCCUCUUCCUUCCUCCUCUUCCUUCUCUUCCUCCUCAUCCUCUUCCCCUGUACCUCCACCCCAGAGGCUUCAGUGAACACCCUGAAGGUCCCACCUGGUUGCCAGAAAAUCAGUGAGACAGAAAGACAGAUCGACGAGAGGUUACAAAAAAACAGAGGUUCCAACAAACCCCCUCUGGUCUUUCUAAUUCAUUUGAUAACCAUGACGACCACUCUUUUUUCCUCCUUACCUGGGCACCUGGUGAACCCCCAAGUCCCCCUGUCAUCAUCGUUGCUGCUUUUGCUGCUGUUACAACUAUUUAGUCAGUGCCCGGCUGCUCCCUCAGGGCCUGAGUCAGACACCUGCUCCACUCUGGUCCAGAGCCGAUUCUUCGGCCACUUCCUGUCCUCCUCCACUUUCCCCACGGCACCCUGCUCCUGGACCCUGCAGAACCCAGACCCGCGGCGCUACACCAUCUUUAUCAAGGUAACCAAACCUACCUCCACAACGGACUGCAUUCCCCGGCAGCUCCGCACAUUCCAGUUUGACUCGUUUCUGGAGACCACGCGCACCUACCUGGGCAUGGAGAGCUUCGACGAGGUGGUCAAGCUGUGUGAAUCUUCAUCCCCUGUGGCCUUUCUGGAGGCUGGGAAACAGUUCCUACAAAUGAGGAAAGGGCCACCCCGGGCCGGCGUGACGGUCACCACCCCUAACGCUGGCGAAGAUGGGGAAUUUAAGACAGAGUACCUGGUGGUGGGUAAGCGUAACCCCAGCAUGGCAGCAUGUCAGAUGCUGUGCCAGUGGCUGGAGGACUGCCUGGCAUCCAGCACCUCUAACAGGCCCUGUGGCAUCAUGCAGACCCCCUGCCAGUGCUGGGAGCCCCCUCCUCCACAGCUCAGCGAAGGGGAUGGAUGCUACAGGAACGGGUUCUACCUGGAGAACUGCCUACCCAGCUCCAAUGAGAAGAGUGAUACUGACAGCAACGGUGGCUGGAGUGUGUGGGCGGAGUGGGCGGAGUGCAGCAGUGACUGUGGUGGUGGCGUUCAGACCCGGAGCCGUACCUGUCAAUCUCCCCCGGAGGAGACAUACCUGUGUGAGGGAGUAGUGGAGGAGGGAAGGCCCUGUAACCCUCAGCCCUGCAGUGGCAAAGGCCGUCAUCUCACUCGCAGCCAAUCACUUCGCUCCGUGGACAGCCGCAAGCGCGAUGGCGGCGGUGGCGAGGUAGACAAGACACGAGGCGGUGGCGGCGGACAGCAGGCCCCACAGACAGUGGACCAGGCUGUGUCAGGUGAGGAGUGGUCGUCGUGGAGUGUGUGUUCGGCCACAUGCGGUGAGAGCUGGCAGAGCCGCACGCGUUUCUGUGUCUCCUCCUCCUACAGCACCCAGUGUAGCGGCCCACUCCGAGAGCAGAGGCCCUGCAACAACUCUGCCGUCUGUCCAGCCGCUCUGAUUGCAGUGCAUGGGACUUGGGAUGAGUGGUCACCAUGGAGCUUGUGUUCGUCAACCUGCGGCCGUGGUUACCGGGAUCGUACGCGCAGCUGCAAGCCCCCUCAGUUUGGGGGAGACCCCUGUAUGGGGCCGGAGAAGCAGACCAAGUUCUGCAACAUCGCUGUCUGCCCAGUUGAUGGGGUGUGGAAUGAGUGGGCUAAUUGGGGUUCAUGCUCUGCAUCCUGCUCCAACGGGACCAUGCAGCGGAUCAGGGAGUGUAACGGACCUUCGUACGGAGGAUCAGAGUGUCGCGGGGAGUGGAUAGAGACCAGAGACUGCUUCAUACGGGAGUGCCCAGUGGAGGGGAAGUGGCAUCCUUGGACGUCGUGGGUGGGCUGCACUAAGACAUGUGGCGGGGGGAGCCAACAGAGACAGAGGAUUUGCUAUGGGCCCUUCUUUGGGGGCGAAAAUUGUCCUGGAGAUCGAGAGGAGGUGCGACGCUGCAAUGAGAAGCGGUGUCCAGAACCUCAUGAGAUCUGUGCAGAGGAGAACUUCUCCAACGUAGUGUGGAAAAUGACUCCAGCAGGGGACACAGCGGCCGUACGCUGCCCUCCCAAUGCCAAUGGGCUGAUCCUGAGGCGGUGCACCCUGGAUGAUGAGGGAAUAGCCUACUGGGAGAACCCCACUUAUAUGAAGUGUAUCUCCAACGACUACCGCAGCAUCCAAACACUGACUCGGGAACACCUGUCCAAGGCCCAGCGGGGGCUUGUGGGGGAUGGAGUUUCAGAGGUGAUGACCAAGCUCAGGGUGACAACCAGCGAUGGGACCAGCUACAGUGGAGACUUGCUGGCCAUAGUGGACGUACUGAAGAACAUGACAGAGAUCUUCAGAAGGGCCUACAACAGCCCCAGCAAUGCAGACAUGAGAAACUUUGUCCAGUCAGUCAGUAACCUGCUGAUGGAGGAGAACAGAGAGAGAUGGGAAGAAGCACAACUGUUGGGUCCUAACAUCAAGGAGCUGUUCCGGUUGGUGGAAGACUUUGUGGACGUCUACGGUCUUAGGAUGAAAGACUUCCAGGAUAUGGUCGAGGUCACGGAUAACUUAGUUCUGUCCAUCCACAAGCGUCCGGUGGCGGGUAAUGCAGACAUCAGCUUCCCUAUGAAGGGCUGGAAGGGGAUGAUGGACUGGGCCCGCAGCUCUGAGGACAGAGUUACUGUCUCCAAGAACAUCCUCUCCACAGGCAAGCCAGAUGCAGAUGACUUGUCAGCGUUUGUCACCGGGAUCGUUCUCUACAGAAACCUGGGCAGCAUCCUAUCUCUACAGAGAAACAGCACCGUGCUCAACUCCAAGGUGGUGUCUGUGACCAUCAAGCCCACCCCAGGAUCCCUCUCUACCCCGGUGGAGGUCCAGUUCUCACACCUUUACAACGGCACCACAAACCAGACCUGCAUCUCCUGGGACGAGAGUGACAGCUCUUCGCUGCUCGGAUCGUGGUCUGCCAGGGGCUGCAGAGCCGUGCCUGUCGACUCAUUCAGCACCAAAUGCGUGUGUGACAGACUCUCAACCUUCGCCAUUUUAGCACGGCUAAAUCCUGACAUGAACAUGGAUAAAAUGCAGCUUCCCUCUGUGACGCUGAUGGUGGGCUGUGGAGUCUCCUCUCUCACCUUGCUGCUCCUCAUCAUCAUCUAUGUGUCGGUCUGGAGGUACAUUCGCUCCGAGCGCUCCGUCAUCCUCAUCAACUUCUGCCUCUCCAUCAUCUCCUCAAACGCCCUCAUCCUCAUUGGUCAGACACAGACACGGAACAAGGUGAUCUGCACGCUGGUCGCUGCUUUCCUGCAUUUCUUCUUCCUGUCGUCGUUCUGUUGGGUUCUGACAGAGGCGUGGCAGUCAUACAUGGCCGUGACUGGCCGGCUGAGGAACCGCAUCAUCCGCAAGCGAUUCCUGUGUCUGGGCUGGGGUCUACCGGCUCUGGUUGUGGCAGUCUCUGUGGGUUUCACCAAAGCUAAGGGAUAUGGCACCGUCAACUACUGCUGGCUGUCUCUGGAAGGUGGUCUGCUUUAUGCGUUUGUGGGACCGGCUGCCGCUGUAGUCUUGGUUAACAUGGUUAUCGGGAUUCUCGUAUUUAACAAACUGGUGUCCAAAGACGGCAUUACUGAUAUGAAACUGAAGGAGAGGGCAGGUCAGAUGACAGUACCACUGUACAAUAUGACGCUCAAAUGUGCCAAGUGCGGAGUUAUCUCGUCGGCUGACGUUUCUACCACAGCUACCAGUAACGCCAUGGCGUCGCUGUGGAGCUCCUGUGUGGUUCUGCCUCUCCUGGCCCUCACCUGGAUGUCUGCUGUCCUGGCCAUCACCGACCGACGCUCCUCCCUCUUCCAGAUCCUGUUCGCUGUGUUUGAUUCGCUGGAAGGCUUCGUCAUCGUCAUGGUGCAUUGCAUCCUGCGCCGAGAGGUUCAAGAGGCAGUGAAGUGUCGGGUAGUGGACCGCCAGGAGGACGGGAAUGGAGACUCAGGGGGAUCUUUCCAGAACGGACACGCUCAGCUUAUGACUGAUUUUGAGAAAGACGUCGACAUGGCUUGCAGAGGAGGUAAGAGUACCGGCAAAAAAAAGAGUACUCUGAAGCGUUCCUCUCUCCAGGGUGAUGAGAAGCCAUCCUCCCAGCCCCUGACCCUUCAAAAGGGCUCUAACUUCAACACCAUGCCUGCCAGCAUGGCCAAAGUCCACCUCCAGAAUGUGGCAGACUACCCCAGUCAUACCCUCACCCUGCGAAGGGAGAAGGGUGGCUCCACCAAGGGAAUCAGCACCGAGCUGCCAGGAGCCAAGUCCAUCUACAUCUGUGACGGGGAGCUCUUUAAACAGCUGGACGGGGAGCUGUCUCCACAGGGAACAGGGGAGGCCGGGGGCCCUGAGGGCACAGGAACAGGCCCGGGCACAGGAUACAUCAUCCUGCCUAACAACAACAACACCGGCACCCUGGGGCGGCCCGGAAAGGGCAGCAAGGAGGACACGACGGCCAAGUACAACAUCAGCAUCGAGCAGCAGAUGCCCCAGACCAGGCUCAUCCACCUGGCCAACUCGGCGGGGGUGGAGGGCGUCCCGGGUUUCGCGCUGAAGAGCCUGCCUGCGGACCUGGUCAGUGUCUCCUGCUCGGAGAGGGAGUCGCCCGUCCACAACAUGCAGAACGUCUCCGGAGAAUCCCACAUGACCAACAGCAUGUGUGAACAGGGUGAUUCUGGGAACUCUGGAAUGAUGUCCAAGAGCGAGACCGUGUCCACUCUCUCCAUGAGCUCCCUGGAGAGACGAAAAUCUCGCUAUGCGGAGCUGGACUUUGAGAAGAUCAUGCACACACGGAAGCGUCACCAGGACAUGUUCCAGGACCUGAACAGGAAGAUCCACAGUGCAGACCAGGACAGGGCGUCUCCGCCUGGCGAUGGGAAGGCAGGGAAGAGGUGGAGUGUGUCCUCAGCAGGCAGCGACAAGACCAUCACGAGCGACAAGCAGCAGACACCCAGUAAGAGAGCCUGGGAGGGCAUCAGGAAGACCCAAUCUCCCCCGUCGUGGAUGAGGAAGGACCUGGAGCCCUUGGCGGCCUCUCCCCUGGAGUUGCAGAACGUGGAGUGGGAGAAGGCCAGCGCCACCAUCCCUCUGGUGGGACAGGAGCUCAUGGACCUGCAGACAGAGGUGUGAGACUGAGACAGAGAGACAGACGGAGAGAGAGCAGCCAACCCCGUCCCCCAGCCCAGCUCUCAGACAGACAGACAGACAGACAGACAGACAGACCUUCCCUUCCCGCAGCUCCACGUCUCAAUCUCACUCUGAGAACCAACGACCAAACGAUCAAUGACCAACGAAACGGGCAGGGGUGAGAGAGAGAGAGAGAGAGAGAGAAGCUCCUUUAUGUUAGGACCCAACUAAAAGAGAGAAAAAAGUAGAAGACGUACAGAGAGAGAGAGAACAAUUGCCUGCUAAAUGGGGGGGAAAGAGAACAGGUUUGCAGUGCAUUUUGUUAUUUUCUUAUUGCUGCUGGAAUCAGUUUUUUGUUUACUCUGUCAGAAAGUCAUAUAUCUGGUCUGUUAUUAUCCACAUUAUUACUUCACUGGGCACAUGCUUGAGUCCCUCUCCCCCUCCUGGUAGAUCUCUGUGGAUGGUUAGUCAGUUAGGCAGUUGGUUGGUGUAGUUAGUGUAGGUUAAAAGGACAGACUGCAACUGCCUAUGGACUCUUCUCCAGCCUGCUAACAGAUCACCUGGACCAGCCAUACAAUUCAUGUUCCAACCAAGCCUAUAGGCAAUGGACCUGGUCUGGACAAGACCUUCACCCAACAUACAGUACAUGUUCCAACCAAACUACAUGUCCAGUACAUGUCCCAAACACGCCUAGGCAGUGGAGGAGGCAGAGUGCUGGACCAUAACCAUGUGCCUCUCCAUGCCAACACAUAGCCCUGCCCCCCACCCUCCACUGCACUGUCAGACAGAGUACCCACCCCCUAAGACAGGAAAGGAGCAGACCGAUGACAUCAGUCAGCCAAAAGGGUGGAAAACCCUCCCAUUGCUGGGUGCCAUAGUGACAUCAGCAUAGACCAACAAGGAUGAGAUAUCUCAUUUGCGGAUGCCCUUAAUGACAUCACUGAAAGCCAAGAUGGCCAUAUUUCAUUGGUGGAAGCAUCUAUGACCUCAGCAGAAGCCAAGGAGACACUGUUUUGAUUGGUUGACUGAUUGCUUGAUGUACGAGCAGGCUUGGUACAUUUGUGGCAAAUUUAAUUCUGCUUGUUCGGCAAAUGCAGGUGGUAAAAAAUGAAGGACACUCAUGUCACAAAGUAUAUAAAGAAUUAUGCUUAAUAUUGACAAUGAAAAUGAAUAAAUAUAAAAAUAUAUAUGAUAAAUACUGUAUAGGACAUUACAGAGGUUGUGACUGCAGUAUGGGGUUAGGAUUAGUGCACACAGAGAAAGCACAAGGCUCUUUUGGAGUCCUGUUGUACAGCAAUGUAAUUAUUUCAACAGAGUUCUACAGAAUGAAUUUUAGCCUAUAAAUAUCUUUCUUACUGUGCUUGGGGAUUAUUGUUCUCAUUAUUAUAAUUAUGACCAUGAUUAUUCAGAUUACAUCUGCGUCCGAAAUGGCACCCUAUUCUCUAUAUAGUGUACUGCUUUUGACCAGGUCAAUAGUAGUGCACCGUAUAGGGAAUAGGGUGCCAUUUCGAACACAUAUUAUGAUUCCCCUCCCAUCCUUUUCAGGGUACUGGAAUAUGAGUGUUCUGUAACUCCAUGUAACAGUGUGUGUUUUGGUAUCACUGACUGUCACUCCCUCCUCAGAUCUGUACAUGUCUGACAUGAACCCUGACCUCUGUCACCUGACCUUUAACCUCCACCGCCCCCUCCUUUUUAGUUCACUGGGGUUGACUCUUUGUUAAUGUACAGUUUUCAGAGCACAAAAUGAAUGUGUCAUAUUUCUAAUAAAAGUAUAUCUAUAUAAUAAACUA
This is a messenger RNA of Salmo salar (Atlantic salmon), 7722 nucleotides long. Its product is annotated as adhesion G protein-coupled receptor B1. The record is from RefSeq and is a predicted model, not a curated record. Gene Ontology annotation, cellular component: postsynaptic density; dendrite; plasma membrane. NCBI's taxonomy places the organism in Eukaryota, Metazoa, Chordata, Actinopteri, Salmoniformes, Salmonidae. Gene Ontology annotation, biological process: engulfment of apoptotic cell; cell surface receptor signaling pathway; adenylate cyclase-activating G protein-coupled receptor signaling pathway. Gene Ontology annotation, molecular function: G protein-coupled receptor activity.